AUGGAUGAUACCCACAAAUUGGGUUUCCUAGGAGCGACAUCCUAUGUGAUCGGUAAUAUCAUUGGAUCGGGCAUAUUCAUCACUCCAGCCUCUAUACUCAGAUGCACCGACAGUGUUGGCCUAUCGUUGAUCGUAUGGGUUGCAUGUGCGGUGAUAGCUAUUUUAGGUGCGCUGGUAUAUAUCGAGCUGGGCACAUCCAUACGCGAAGCGGGUUGUGACUUCGCUUACAUCUGCUAUGUGAAAUGGUACUCGAUUGCAUUCGCGUUCAUGUUCGUUUCUGUGCUGAUGACAUAUCCGGCUACAAUAGCGAUUAUUGCUGAAACUUUUGGUCAGUAUCUAAUUGAAGGCUUAAAACAGGUGUACGAGAUCGACGACGAAUGGGUUCCUAUGACGCAAAAGCUCUUCGGAUUCAGUUUACUGCUGCUCGUCACAUGGAUGAACUUCUUCAGUCUGAGUAAAUUUGCCUCCAGGUUCCAAAUAGUUGCCACUACUGCAAAACUGUUGUCCUGCUUUCUUAUCAUUGCCACCGGAUUCUAUUACUACUAUGUAAAAGGAUGGAAGUACAACUUACGCGACCCAAUGAAAGGCUCCAACUACAAAGCCGGUGAUAUGAUACUGGGAUUCUACGGAGGUUUAUGGGCAUAUUCCGGCUGGGAUGUACUUAACUACAGUACUGGUGAAAUAAGAAAUCCAAGGAGAAAUGUUCCGCUGGCCCUACUCUCCGGAAUCGCUACAGUAACAGCCGUCUACGUUUGCAUCAACGUUGCUUAUUUUGUGGUGCUCGAUGUGGAGACCGUAAAGUCCUCCAAUGCUGUGGCAGCACUAUUCAGUCAAGCAGCACUGGGAUCAUUCGCUAAUUUGAUUCCAUUCCUUAUCGGUGUGCUCCUUGUCGGCUCGCUAAACAGCAAUCUAUUCUCAGGGAGCAGGUAUAUGUACGCAGCAGCUCGCCAAGGACAUCUUCCGACGUGCUUCAGUUGCGUGAACGCUGAAACUGAAUCACCUCGAGUGGCCAUCCUAGCACAGUCGAUGCUGGCCAUUGCCAUCUCAUUCGUCGGUGAUCUGGAUGCUCUCAUCGGCUAUGUUAUGUUCGGAUUCUGGGCUCAACGUAUAUUUACCCUGGUGGCACUUCUGAUAAUUCGACACAAUCGGAUUCCCGUUCAUAAGGAAGCAGUCCGAGUGCCGCUGUGGUGUAUCUACGCCUUCCUGGCGCUCACCAUCGCCCUUGUGGUCAUUCCGAUCUUCCAAGAAUUCUCCGUCACUGCCUUGGCAAUAGCAAUCAUUGCCGUUGGUUUUGUGAUGUACUUUAUCUUUGUACAUCCAAAUACACUGCCCAAAUGGAUGUACCAAGUCAAUGAGAGCACUACAUUUGCGUGCAGUGUGAUUUUCGAUUGUCUACCGGAUCUGAAACCAGGAGUUGGGGUGCCGUUCUUACCGAGUUCAGACUCAUCGCAGGCAUUGUUACCGAAGAAAUUAUCCAUUCCUCGACUAUGUGACGAAUCUGUGCUAGAUCUUCACUCGGAUGAGAAGAAUGUGCUACAUCGCAAUGUUAGCUCCGCAGCAUUCAAACUUUUUGUACCCUCGUCUCUCGUUGAUCUGAUCACGGACGUGCAAUGA
Cylicocyclus nassatus is the source of this 1614-nucleotide messenger RNA. The record is from the annotation of a GenBank genome assembly. NCBI's taxonomy places the organism in Eukaryota, Metazoa, Nematoda, Chromadorea, Rhabditida, Strongylidae.